UAAAACCAACAAGACUAGAUGAACCAAAAUGCUUUGAUAUUGAAAGUGAAGAAGAUACAUGGCUAGACCCAGACCCAGAAGAAGAAAUAAAAUGGUUUAGUGUAAAAUCUUGUCUAUUCUUUAUAGGCAAGACAGAAAAUAGAUUUACACAAUAUAGAUUUAUGUAA
Messenger RNA from Cetraspora pellucida, 167 nucleotides. The record is from the annotation of a GenBank genome assembly. Lineage: Eukaryota; Fungi; Glomeromycota; Glomeromycetes; Diversisporales; Gigasporaceae.